CCACUCACCACCAGCAUGGCAGUUGUUACCACCGUGCACAAUCAUCAAAUUUAGUGCAUAGAGUAUCUCAAGCCAAAGCCAUGGCGCUGAUUUAGAACUUCCGCUUAUAUAAUAAUCUUGCUUUCCUUCCCAUCUCCGUUUCCAAACAAUGGCGACUCCACCUGCCCGCAAGGCCGUAUUAAAUCUCUACGCCUCUACCUUGCGGACGGCUAAAUCAUUCAGUUCAUAUAACUUUCGCUCCUACUUCGUCCGGAGGACGGAGGAUACAUUCCGUGGGAUGCAAGCAGAACAAGAUCCUAUAAAGCUUUCACACGCAUACGACGAGGCUGUAAAGGAGCUUUCGGUAUUAAGACGGUGUGCAGUCAUGAAUCAGCUGUAUGGCGGUGGGCGCCUGGCAGUUGAAGAACAGAGUGAAGUGCGUACCCAAGGAGAUACGUGAGCUAGGAAACUACCGGAUACUAGGUGUGGAUGAUGAAAGCAUAAUAGAGAUCAUGUUCGCCGCAUUGCAUGGACAACAGCAGGAAGACAGUAUGUCACUGCUGAGAAAACUGACCUAUGAAUCAUGAUUAACUCUCAGCG
Messenger RNA from Suillus bovinus, 579 nucleotides. RefSeq lists its product as uncharacterized. The coding region runs from base 149 to 439 and encodes 96 amino acids. The transcript has 3 exons. The record is from RefSeq and is a predicted model, not a curated record. NCBI's taxonomy places the organism in Eukaryota, Fungi, Basidiomycota, Agaricomycetes, Boletales, Suillaceae. Gene Ontology annotation, cellular component: L-cysteine desulfurase complex; mitochondrion. Gene Ontology annotation, biological process: iron-sulfur cluster assembly.